AUGCAUCAUGACACCGUAGCAGCUUCGGGGCAGGCCUCCGUCUUAGCCUUCUUUCCAUCUAUUGCUUAUCUGGAGGAGGAGAUGCUUACCUUGCCUCUCUUUCUUGACCACAAAUCCCGGCGUGCCUAUGGUCGCCACUACCCUUGCGCUUCACACUCUCACGUGCCACGCCCCACCUCCGCGGGACCUACAAACCAUCGAGGGCGGCGCCUACGGCGGCCGGCAGAGGGCAGCGGUUGGCAGUUAACGGCCGUUGGCCGAGGGGGCGGGGAAGCCGGGGCAGGGGCGGGGCCCGGGCCGGGCCGGGCCGAGAGGUGCCUGUGCCGCGGCGCGGCUGGGCGCUCCGUGGCAGUGGGUGAGGUUGAGCCCAAGGAGAUGGGGGACCGAGGUGGCGCGAGCGGCUCUCGGCGUCGGAGGACCGGCCCGCGGACAGCAAGCGGGGGCAGCGGCGGUGGCGGGAGCUCGGGAAGUCAGCCCGAGGACGAGCUACGGGCGGCGGCGGCGGGAGCGGGAGCAGACGCAGGCGGAGGCGGGGAUGCCCGGACCCCGGACGCUGCUCCUGCGCUCACCCGGACCCCCGCCGGAGAAGGAGAUGGAGAGGGUGUAGAACACUCAGACUUGAGGUGCCACCGGGUACAGGAAUCUUUGUUCAGCUCCGCUAGUGGAUUCAGCAACUACAGAGGUAUCCUCAAUUGGUGUGUGGUGAUGCUGAUCUUGAGCAAUGCUAGAUUAUUUUUGGAAAACAUCAUCAAGUACGGCAUUCUAGUGGACCCAAUCCAGGUGGUGUCGUUGUUCCUGAAGGACCCCUACAGCUGGCCCUCCUUGUGCCUCAUUAUAGUAACCAAUGGGUUUGCAUUAGCUGCUUUCCAAGUAGAGAAGUGUCUGGCUAAGGGUACCAUAACAGAGCGAGUAGGGCUGCUUCUACACAUGGCCAACCUGAUCACUAUGCUCUGCUUUCCUGCAGCUGUGGUGCUUAUGGUCAAAUCUAUCACACCAGUGGGCUCAGUGUUGGCUCUGGGUUUCUAUACAGUUCUCUUCCUCAAGAUGGUCUCCUACUAUCAAGUCAACCUGUGGUGCAGGGAGUACAAGGCCAAGAAACAAGCAGCCUCAGAAACCAGAAAAGCCAAUGGGGAUGUGGUAUCUGGUGGGGUGAAGUACCCUGCCAAUUUGACCUACCAAGAUCUGUACUACUUCCUAUUUGCCCCCACUCUGUGUUAUGAGCUCAACUUUCCUCGAUCCCCCCGGAUUCGGAAACGUUUCCUGUUACGAAGGCUCUUUGAGAUGCUCUUCUUCACUCAGCUUCUGGUGGGACUUAUCCAGCAGUGGAUGGUCCCCACCAUUCAGAACUCCAUGAAACCAUUCAGGGACAUGGACUAUUCCCGUAUCAUCGAGCGGCUUUUAAAGUUGGCAGUGCCCAAUCACUUCAUAUGGCUCAUUUUUUUCUAUUGGUUCUUCCACUCCUGCCUCAAUGCUUUGGCUGAACUCAUGCAGUUUGGUGACCGAGAGUUCUAUAGAGACUGGUGGAACUCAGAGUCGGUCACCUACUUCUGGCAGAAUUGGAAUAUUCCUGUCCACAAAUGGUGCCUCAGACACUUCUAUAAGCCAGCGCUGAGGAUGGGAGUCAGUAAGUGGAUGGCUAAGACUGGUGUAUUCCUAGCUUCAGCCUUUUUUCAUGAGUACCUCGUGAGUGUCCCCCUCAGGAUGUUCCGGCUCUGGUCCUUCACUGGCAUGAUGGCACAGAUCCCUCUGGCCUGGAUCGUGGGCCGAUUCCUUCAGGGCAACUAUGGCAAUGCAGCAGUGUGGUUGUCUUUGAUCAUCGGGCAGCCUGUGGCUGUGCUUAUGUAUGUCCAUGACUACUACGUGCUCAACUAUGAGGCCCAGAUGAUUUCCUAAGCCCCAGACACAGGCCUUGUGUUGGGGAAACCAGGCUUCUGCUCCAGGAACAUUAAGGGACAGGACACUGCUCCUACAGCUGUGUUGCAGCUAUCUCCAUGGCACUUUAUGAAAGACUUGUCCUUUCCCUGAGGGCUUUGAUUCUACUGGUUCUAUCCUUAUGGAAUGGGGGUACAAAAGUUCUUUCAUCCCUCUUGGGCUUGUCCCCUUGGAGUCCCUAUCCUCUCUCCUCUACUCCUAGUUCAUCUCUACGAAGGGAGGAAAAGCUGUCCUGUUCCUAUGGGAUUUGUCACCAAUAGCCACUAUCUCUGUCCCUAGGGCCCCAUGUGAAGGUGACAUUGGCCCUAUGGGUUUGGUUUCCUCUGACUCCUCUCCCCUUUUGGUAUGAAGGUAUUAUCCCCCUCCCCCCCCCCAGGAUUUCUGCCCUCCCCUCCCCUUCCUUUCCCCACUGACCUCAGAAUGUGUGGGCCAUGGAUGGCUCUCUCCAAAGGCCAAGGAGGAGGAAUGGGGAUCCUCUUCCCAGGACUGGUCCUGAUAGUGACUUUUUAAUGAUUCUGCCCAUGUGACCAAGUCUGUCAUUAAAGCAAUGUCCAAAGUGACCCCAGCUUCAUUGAAUCUUCAAUGAAGACAAAAGGUGGGGAAGGAGCUGGAGACAAAUGUAUAUGGGGUGAUGUUCAGUAGAAAAGCAAUAAGACAGUGGGGGGUGGGGAGUGUUGGAUAUGUGGUCUUACUCUCUUACUUUCCUCCACCUUUACGAGGGUCCUUCCCACUCAAGCUAUAUGGUGCUGAUUUCCCCUGCUUUCAUGCCAGGCUAACAUAGGUUAAUCAGUGGGGAAAAGCAGUGAGCACUAAAGAACUAAUCUGACUUCUUCAAGAAAAAGUUAUUUCCUUCUUUUUGACUGGGGUAUUGACUGAUCAGGAAAAUACUAUAAAGAUGGUGGAUAUGACAGUCUCUGGUACUAUUUUUACAUUAAAAAUGGCGGGCUAACUGAUUAUAUAUACAGUCAGAUUUGAAAGUGGUUGAACUGAUUCAGAAUAGUAAUUAAUGAGUAGACAUCAAUGAAAGAAGGGGAAAGAGAGAAAGGACAGAGUUCUUUCUGUGGAGCUCCCCAGGGAUCUGGCCUCUCCUCUUAUCAGUGAUCAGGAUAAAAACCUUAGGUGGCAUGCUGAUCAAACUUCCAGAUGAUGGGGUAGCUGGGAAGGAGAGCAAACAACUUGGAUCACAGGAUCUAAAAAAGAUCUAAUAAUAGAACAAUGGGUUCUAUCUAAUAAGGAAUUAAGUUGGCAUGAAAUUAACAUCUUGUAUUUGGGUUAAAACAACUGUACAAAUGAUAGGACUAGUUUAGCAGUUUAUGUGAAAAAGAUCUGGGAUUUAUGAGAACAUAAUGAAAUAAGAUUUCUGUAGAAUAUGAGUGAGCCAUAUAACAUAAUAAAAAAGCUAACUCAAUUUUAGACUGCAUUAAUACUAAAUUGGGUCAAGAACAAGAGAGGUGGUGGUUCCAGUGUUUUCUACAUCUGGAUUAUGGUAUUCCAUUUAAAGACAUUAAAUUGUAGGAAGUGUUUGCAUAGGAGAGUGACCAGAGUGAGGAGAGUGACCAGAGUGAAGAAGAGAUAUCCUUAUAAAGAUUGGUUCAAGUCCCUGGUGGUGGAGGAGGGGAGUUAUGGUGAAUGAGUUCAGGGCUGACAUUCAGAAGAGGGAGUUUAUUGUUGAUUGGCUCCAGAGGGCAGAACUAAGAUGAAUAGAUGGAUGGAAGUGUCACAAGGACAAAUUUCCCAACUGUAUGAGCUACUCACAUGUAGAAUGGAUGGCCUCUAAGUUAAGGGCUGCUACCACUUAUUUUACAUAUAUAUAUGUUAUACACACACUCACACACUCUUAUAUAUGCUGAUUUUAUAGGUAUGUUAUAGCCUCAAAAUAUGAUCUCCUAUUAGCCUGACUCAACAUCCCAGAAUCUCAAAACUAGAAGGGUCCUUGGUACCUGAACACUGCAUAAGCUCACUAACUUCUAGCUUCCAUUCAGAGAAGAGGGAACCAUUACCUACCCAAGGUAGAUCAUUCCAGAUUAUUAGGAAGUUUUCUCUUAAGUGAGCUCAAAUCAUUGUACAACUUCCAGGAUGGCUUCACAACCAGUUGUAUUUACCUGUAUUUCUCCUGUGCCAUAUGAUAUUUCCCUAGAUUCUUCCACCCCAUCAUGGCCUAGAAAAUGAAACAGAAAAUCCUGACUUUUAUAAAAUACUCCCAGAUAGAGCCAUGAUCUGGUGUAAUUCCUGCAGGCAGUUGGAGGAAGGGAAGAGGAUGAGGGUCUCUAACUUGCCUGGCUCUCAGGGUGCCCUAAUCUUAGUCCUUAAGGAGAAAGGAAAAAAAUGGCACCACUGACUAGAGAUGAUACUGCUGAAUUGUAUUUUCAGAGGUAGAAACUUUCCCCCCAGUUCGGGGAAGGAAAUUGCACAAGGUUAGGGGCAGAGCUAAGAGUAGAACCUUCCUCUAGAGGACCUACACAGAAAGAUUCAUCCAUUGGAGUUCCUAGGCAGUUGAACAAAAAAUCUGGAGCCUCAGGAUUCUAAAGUUUCUGGAAUCAUGGCAAUGUCUGGAGACACGGAUUUAUAGAGAGUAGAGAGCAUAUAGAGGAGACAAAGAUCCCAACCUGAAGGCUGACAAAGAUUUUUCUAAAGAAGCUGUGCUUCCAGGACUCAGAGAUUUGGACACAAGUACUGACUCUAUGUGCAUUUUUGCUACCUUUGGGUGUGUUUCAUGGCCUGCUAUUUGAGCCUGAGGCUAAGAUCAGUUCAGCCAUGCACCAAGGAUUUAUUGAUCAAGAUGUCUUGCCUAGCCAGAACUCUGUCGCCUCUCUCGUCCCUUCUAACCUCCGUUUUUCAGAAUGUAGAGUGCCAUGCUAUGACUUGUCAGGUGGAAGAAGGAUUAGAUUUAUUCUUUUUGAUUUAAGGGCAGAAUUAGGAGGAAUUAGGGAAGAAUGAAGGAAGUACAAAUUUAGGCUUGAAGGGAAAAAAAUCCUAACUUGUUUAGUUAGUUGUGUCUGACUUUUCCUGGUCCUUUUUGGGUUUCCUUGGCAAAGAUACUGGAGUAGUUCUCCAUUUUCUUUUCCAUCUCAUUUUGCAGAUGAGGAAACUGAGGCAAAAGCAAGUGAUUUACCCAGGGUCACCCAGAUAAAAAGUUUUUGAGGCCAGAUUUGAACAUGGGACCUCCCAACUCCAGGGCUAGCAUUCUGUCUACUGUGUCACCUAGCUACCCAAACAUGGAUUGCCUGUAGAAUUAGUGGCAACUGACAUUUAUGUAGGGCCUGUAGAUUAAAAAUUACAUGUGUGAUAUUUGUAUGUUGGGGUGGACUAGCUGGAAGCAGCUAUACUCUUUCUGAGGUGGCCACCAGAGGGCACUCUCCUUGAACUAUACCUUCCCUUGUCUUAGUUGUGCAAGAUUCUUAGACUUCCUGUAGGCUGUACCCUUCCUUAGUGGGACUGCUCUGCAGUCCAUUCCACUGGCUGGCAGCCAACUUCUUUUUGCAUGUGCCCAUGCUGCAGCUUCUUGAGGUAACAUCUAGGGAUAAUUAAUAAAUAAUUAAUUACUGUAAUUCUCUUGGAUCUGCUCUUGUACUUUGUGAUAGUGAUCUUUCAACUUCUCUGCCUUCUGUACCCACAUGAUUCAGACACAUGGCAUAGUGAAAUGAAGAGGAACAGGAAAACACGAUUCCAUUCCACUGAGAUAGCUGUUGUCCUCUCUUUCCCUACCUUCUACCCUUCUUCAGUUUGGGGAGGCCUAACCGUCUAAAAUUACCCUCCAUCUAUGCUGGAGAUAUCUCAUAGGUACUUGUGUGCAUGUCGUCUCCCUCACUACACUGUAGGACCUGGACUUUUUAUGCCUUCCUUUCUCUCUCAAGCACUUAGCACUGUCUGGCAUAUAAAUGCUUAUUGGGGUGACUCCCUAGAAAGGACAUUUAUACCUGCCCAUAGUCAACUGGGCUAGGAGAGGAACUUGUAAUAUUCUUCAGUGACAAAUUAAGGUAGAGAUUCAAAAAUUUCAGACUCAUCAAAUCUCAUCACUAAAUGAAAGUCAUUGUAGUUCAAGAUCUGUCCCAAAUCCCAUUAAAAAAAGUUUUUUUUUAAACUCUUCUGUUUUAGGAUUAAUUCUAAGAUAGAAGAGUGGAGAGAGCUAGGCAAUCAGGGUUAAGUGACUUGCCCCUGGUCACGUAGGAAACAUCUGAGGCUAGAUUUGAACCCAGGUCCUCCCAACUUCAGGCCUAGCACUCAGUCUAUUGUGCUACCUAGCUGCCCCCCUGCCACAUCCUCUUGAGAUAAUAAAAUUGUGUAACCUGAUUGGGGACCUAUGUUCCUUCUGUGUGACUUCCCUACAUUCUGACUAUAGGUGUUACCCAAAGUUCUGCCUUGAGCCCUUUUCUCUUUCAGUGACUUUAUCAGCUCCCUUGGGUUUAAUUAUCUCUAUGCAGAUGACUCAGAUUUGCUUCCACUGAACUUCAGUCCCACAUCACCAGUUGCCCAUUGGAUAUUUCAAACUGGAUUUCCUAGGGACAUCUCAAUUUCAACAUGCCCACAACAUUAUCUCUUCCCCCCUUCUCCAAACUUUCUUUCUUCUCUAGAAGGUACCACUAUACUUCCAGUCUCUGCAGUUCAUAACCCUGGCAUUAUCCUCAACUCUUCAUACUACCUUAUUUCACACUAAUCAGUUGGCAAAUCCUACCGUUUCUCUCUCUACAUUGUCUCUUAUGACUAACUCCGCUCUUUUCAUAUUAGCUACUGCCUUAGUUCAGAUUCUUGGCACCUCUCAUUUGGAUUAUUGCGAUAGCCUAAUAUCCCUAUGGCCAAUCUCUACAUGCUGCUGCCUGCCAAAGGGUUUUUUUUAAUACUCUCAAGGCUUGACUACGUAGCUCCCUUACUCAACACAGUGGCUUUCUGUUGUCUUGAGCACAAAAUAUUUUUUGUUUAGCUGUUAAACCCUUCUCAACCUGGCUCUAACUUACAUUUACAGCUUCACUCAACAUUUUUCCUUUCCUGCAUUGUGACCCAGCCAAACUGACCUCUCUGUUCUCACAAAAGAUAUUGCAUCUCAGAGAUAUCAGUGCCUUUGCACUGACUUUCAGGCUGAAAGUCCUUCCUUCCUCACUUCUGCCUCAAUCUCUUUAAGAUCCAGUCCAAGAACCACUUUUAUAUGAAGCUUUUCUGAUUCCACCAGUUGCUAGUAAGCACCUUUUCUCCCUCUCUAAAUUACCUUGUGAGUUAUGUAUUUGUAUUUUCUUUAUCCUGUAUAUAUUUGUCCAUGUAUUUUUCUCUCCCAUUAGAAUGUUAGCUCCUGGUGAGCAGACAUUGUUUCAUUAUGCAUACAUCUUGUGUCUUAACACAGAGCCUGCUUCUUAUUAGUAGGUACUUAAGAAAUUCUUGUUGAUUGGUUGAGAGUUAAAUUAUUCCAAACCUUCCCUUUGCCUCUACCACCUUUCCUUAUUUUGCUAUCUGAUCUUGUUUUCUUCUUUACUAUAAAAAAUCUGCCCUCCAUUCCUCCUUUUUCUCCAGUCUGAGGAAGAGGUAGACCCUUCUCCUUGACAGACUACCCCUCUACCUGUGUUUCCCUUCAUUAUCUCCUGUAGGUGUCUGCCACAGCAGUUAUCCCAUUCCUUUCAUCUUCCCUCCCUCCUUUGCUCAGGUGUUCCUCAUUCUUUUUUUAACCCUUACCUUCCAUCUUAGAAUUAAUACCUUAUUAAUUAUUAUUAAUUCCAAGGCAGAAGAGCAGUAAAGGCUGACAAUUUGGCUUAAAUAAUUUGCCCAGGGUCACACAGCAUCUGAGAUCAGAUUUGAACCCAGGUCCUCCUGCCUCCAGGCCUGGUUCUUUAUCAACUGAGUCACCUAGUUGAUCCUCUAUAUUCCUUUUUAUUUUUUUUUCAUUGAAAUGCAGUUAUCAGUAUAUUUUAAAAAUCACACAAGAAUUAUUUCCACAUAGGGGUCUGGCAGGAAAAUAGUCUUUGUACAGGUUUAUAGUCUAUCAAAAACUGAUCAUAUAUGGAAGGAAUGAAAUAAACAGUACGCCAGGAAUUGUCCUAUAUGUCUUGUAUAUACCUAUUUUUGUGCAUUUUGUCUCUUUCAUUAGAAUGUAAGGUCCUUGAAGAAAGGGACCCUUUCUUUUUAUUCCCUUCAUCUCCAUUGCCUAGCACAGAAGUGUUUAAUAAAUACUCACUAAAUUCUCAGCUCCUUAUGAUCAGGUUUCUUAUCCAACCAUUCAGCUGAAAUGCCCCCUCCCCCCCAUUUCCAAAAAUCUUUUCACUGUUAAAUCCAGUGGUGUUUCCUUGACCAUUCUGCAGCUUUUAACAGUGUUGAUUUUUCCUCCUUUUGCCCUGAAAACUCUCUCCUCCCUUGACUUGUGGGCACUACUCUUUCCUGAUUUUCUUCCUUUAUCUGAGUGGUAUUUUUCAGUCUCCUCUGAUUUGCCAUCCAUAUCCUGUACACAUAACAGGUGUGUCCCUCAAGACCUGAAUUCUUUUCUCUCUCCAUUCUCUUUGUGUUGUCUUCUACUCCCACAGGUUAGAUUGUCUUAUCUUUACAGAUGAUUCCUAAAUCUCUAUAUCCAGCCUUAAUCUCUCCCCAGUGCACUAGUCCCAUAUCAAGUAUCUAGUUGAAUAAAAGCAUAUUGGCAUGCUUAUAUUUGCAGAUGAUGCAAAUCAGGGAGGAAUAGCUAACAUUAAAGAAAGUAUUAAAGAGGUCUUGAAAGGCUAGGACACUAGGCCAAAUUUGAUUAGAUAAAAGUUAAUAGAAUAAAUAUAAGGUUUUGCAGAACUGGGAGGAAAGGGGAAUAGUUGAAAAGCAACAAAUUGGGGCAGCUGGAUGGCUCAGUAGAUAAGAGGGCCAGGCCUGGAGACAGGAGGUCCUGGGUUCAAAUAUGACCUCAGAUACUUCCUAGCUAUGUGACCCUGGGCAAGUCACUUAACCUCCAUUGUCUAGCCCCUUUCUGCUCUUCUACUUUGGAACCAAUACAUACUAUCGUGUCUAAGACAAAAGGUAAAGAGUCAAACUUAGGUUUGUUGUUGGGAAAUGCUUCUUUAUAAUUAGCAUCUUCUUAUUGUCAAUGAGUACAAGUAACCCGACCCAGACAAACUACUACACCAUAGGGUGCUAAAAUAUUAGGUUAAUCAAUCAUUAUGUCAGGCCCUGGGCAUAAGAGUUGUGAUUGCUAAACUUUGUCAGUGAAAGAUCUUUGGAAGGAGUGCUACAGGAGAGGGAUCAGGUCUGUUCCAGAUUAAAAUGUAACUGGGAAACAGUUAACAAAAUCAAAAUACAGUAGAACAUAGAUAAUACUCAUUUGUGGUUUUCUAAGUCAGUCUGCAGCAGCCAGCAAGGAUCCUCUUCCUUCUGCUGCCUUGCGCUUCAGGACAAGAGAGGCUGAAUAUCCCAAUUUCAAGCAAAGCAGAACCGAAGAGGUGGAAUCUUCAAAUUCUAUAGAGCAGCAACUUGGAGAAUUCCUGGGGAGUAUCCUGAAAUUCUAUACCGACCACACCAUUAAGAGGCUAGUUUGUGAGCAUUUAUAAAGGGAAGCAUUUAGCAGAAGGUACUAGAAGCUGGUCUAACUUCAUCAAGUGCAGCUCAUACCGGGGUAACCUGUGGGAAUUUCCCAGCCUCGGUCCCUGUGAGUCUAUGGAGAGUCACGCCCGCCAUCAGCUCGACAAGACUAGGAGGCAAAUAAAAUGAGAAGCCAAACAGAAAGGAAAAGAAAUUUAUUAGUCUGCUAAGGGAGCUUGCUCCAGCUGGUAGCAGCUUCAACUGCUUAGAAUGUGGGUUGGAUUCUUAUAGCUUCUUGGGCUCUCUCUGUAUACAGCCAACCAACAGCAUUGAGUAGUAGCAAAGAAAUCAGGGAGAGUGAAGGAAAACCCUGGAGCCACAGGAAUCAGUAAAGACCAGGUCUGUUCUCUGUCGUAGUUUGUAGGACUGUAGAGACCUCCUUCAAGUUGGAAUGGGCCUUAUUCAUCUCGUUGCUAAUGAGCAGUGGAAUAAAGCACAGCCUGAGAUUCGUCUCUAUUGACCCAGCCCCACGUUUCCUUAGUCUUGGAGGUUUCUUUAUGGGGGAGAAAGUUUCUCCCAAACUCCCAGUAUUCCUUUUCCUAGUUGGGCAGAUUAGAGGAGGGAUGUAGCCAGUUUCCAUGGACCUUUUGACAAGGUUUUUCAUGCUGUAUUUAUGUAUAGGAUGGAAAGCUAGAGGUUAGAUCACAGAUGCCCCCCACCCCAAUUUUUUUUGUUUUUAGGACCCCUUCUAUACUACUGAGGGUGCUCUUUCCUCUCUCUCCCUCCCUCUUCUUCUUUGUCUCUCCAGCCACCCCUCCUUUCCUCUUCUCUCUCUCUCUCUCUCUCAUACACACAUGCAAACACAGCUUUUGUUUAGGUAUUCUAUCCAGGAGUGUGCUGUAGUCAGCUUAAACCAGCUUGGAUUGAGAGAGCUGAUUGUUAAAUUUUUGGUGUGAGCAUUUAUACCUCAGAAAAUGCUACAGAUUAGGACUUGAAUUAUUUUGUUGAUUGUCUAGGCUUAAGAAAAUAAUGGUGAGAAUGCAUAUUAAACUUAAAAAGUGUAUAGUGCAUUUUUUCCCUGAGAGGUGGUUGUUAAACACCAGCACAUCUGGUAAUAACUAUUGAUAUUUACUUAGAAGUUAAAAUGUCAUAGAAUUAUAAAAAUAGUUUUGAUCUUGUGGACCCCAUGAAAGGGUCUGAGGCUCCCUUUCCCCCGAGGAUUCCCAGACCACACUUUGAGAACCAUUGGCUUAUAAGAUAGGAAACUUGAAUGACCAGAUCCAAAGAGAAAUUAUUAAUGGGUUGAUGCCAUUUUGGAGGGUUGUCUUCAGUGGUGUGCCCCAGGGGUCUGCCCUUGACUCUGUGCCAUUUGACAUCUAUCAGUGACUCGGAUGAAUACAUAGCAUACAUGUCAAAUUUGCAGAUGACAUGAAGCUUGAAGAGAUAACUAAGACACAGUCCAGGUCAAAACCCAUCUCAACAGACUAAAAUGAUGGAACAGAUCGAGUAAGGAGAUGUAUGAGGGUCAAAUGUAAAGUUUUACCCAGGCUAAAACAAUCAACUUCCCAAAUUACAGGAUGGGAAAGGUAUUUAGUAGAUCACGAGCUCAAUGAGGUCAGCAGUGGGACAAGGUAGCCAGAAGAGGGCACAGUGUUUUGUUAAGCUGCAUUAGAAGAGGGCUGCUGUCCAGAAGGAGACAAUAUUUCUGCUCUACCUGGGCCUUGUUAGAACACAUGAGCAAAGGGAUUCACAUUUUAUCAGAAAGGUGAUCAGGAUUUUUGCCAUGCCAGUGAAAAUGCUGACAGCCAGCCAAUUUGUCCUCCCAAUUUAAAUAACACUCCUGAGAUUUACUGGAUGGAGUGGGAAUGGAAAUGGCCACAUGGAGGAGGGGGAAUGGGUUUGUCCCUAGCUUCAGAAGAAGGCAGUGAAAGGUGAGGAUCCUUAGCUACUUGUACCUUGGGGUUGGGAAGAGGUGAGUACGCUCACUCUAAGCCAGUUGGGAGUAAGAACUCUGGAGACUCCUUGGGUGAGGGAGAUUUUUUAAAAAUCUGCAGUACUCUUAAUAAAUGUGCACUUUUCAGUGGCAUUCAGGCAAAGUGGUGAGGCAUAUAAAAAGAUAGCUCUAAGAACAGCUGGUGAGGGGCCGGGGAUCUUCCCUGGGCAGUCUGACCAGAUCAGAUGAAAGAAUUAUGCAAAGCACUUGGCAAACCUUAACAAAGAUGAGUUAUUAUUAUUGCAAGUAUGAGUUAUUAUUAUUGCAAAUAUUAUUAUUAUAAAAGAGUAGUAACUAUUACCCUCCCCAAGGCAGACUGCCUGGGGGAAUUAACUCUAACAUAGCCCUCCAAACAUGCUCCAGUUGGCCUUUUCUAGAACAGGCAAGGGGUACAGAGUCCUAGCCAACAGGACUGACCUUGCUCUCUUUCAGAAAAGCUUUCAAGUAGCAACAGGGGUCCUUGGAGUGUGACUCUUAGGAAAACUGACUAGAGAGUCGGAGGGGAUACAAUGGAGGCAAGAGACUGAGAAUGGCUUUUAUCCUAUGGACUUUCUUCAUUGUGUUUUACUAUGCUUAGAUGCGUUGACAUUGCUCAGUAAUUUGCCUCCUGUAUGAAUAGAGGCUUUCCUGCAGCAAACUGUUGAGUGGGGACUGUUACAUUAGGAAAGACAUCAGUUGGAACAUGUCCAGAAGAGGGUGACUAGUUGUAUUGGGGCCUACUCUACUCCUGGACAACCCUCUACUAUCCCAUCUCAUAGAGAGAAGACACUUCCAAAUAGAAAGUAUUGAACAAAAGGCCCUACAGUAAUUUUAAUAUGUCUGUUGUACUUGUAGCUUGCCUCGUAGAGUCUGGACAUUGGUUUAGAAGAGUUGAGUUGGAUCAAAGGUUUGGUUUGUGAGCAGAUUUUAGCCCUUUUGUUAUUUGUAUGAACUCAUGUUCAGGAGAUUCCUUAGAACAGGCUAUCUAUGAAAACAGACCCCAAAUCUGCCAUGGAGACUCAGAUGCUCUCCAUUUCCUUGACCAGUCCCUUCACCUAACUAAAAAUCUGAAAAAGAAGAUAACAGAUACUUUGCUUUACAUGGUCACAACAUCAGAGCCUUUGAAAAUCUAGAAAGCCAUCAUCGGAAUGGUCACUCAGUUGGUGGAGCCUCAAAUCUAGAAGACUUGGAAGCCUCUGGCAUCCCUCUAGUCACUCGUGUAAAGAAUAUCCUUGAAUAAAUCUUAUUUGGACACAUAA
Monodelphis domestica (gray short-tailed opossum) is the source of this 12636-nucleotide messenger RNA. It is a transcript of the gene DGAT1, whose product is annotated as diacylglycerol O-acyltransferase 1. NCBI's taxonomy places the organism in Eukaryota, Metazoa, Chordata, Mammalia, Didelphimorphia, Didelphidae. The record is from RefSeq and is a predicted model, not a curated record. Gene Ontology annotation, biological process: triglyceride biosynthetic process. Gene Ontology annotation, cellular component: endoplasmic reticulum membrane. Gene Ontology annotation, molecular function: diacylglycerol O-acyltransferase activity.